AUGGCAAAGGGCAAGAGAGUCGGUGAGUCAAAGGGAGCGCAGAAACGCCAAAAGAAGGUCCUUCGGGAUAAUGUGCGAGGCAUUACACGUGGAUCCAUCCGCCGCCUCGCCCGCCGUGCCGGGGUGAAACGCAUCUCUGGCGUUAUCUACGACGAGGUCCGCGGCGUUCUCAAAACUUUUGUGGAAAGCAUUGUGCGUGACGCGGGUGCAUACACGGAAUACUCCCGCAAGAAAACAGUCACAGCAGCCCACGUGGUGUUCGCAUUGCGCAAGCGGGGGAAGGUUCUUUACGGGUACGACUGA
Messenger RNA from Trypanosoma brucei brucei TREU927, 303 nucleotides. Its product is annotated as histone H4, putative. Lineage: Eukaryota; Euglenozoa; Kinetoplastea; Trypanosomatida; Trypanosomatidae. The transcript has a single exon. Gene Ontology annotation, molecular function: DNA binding; protein heterodimerization activity; structural constituent of chromatin. The record is from RefSeq and is a predicted model, not a curated record. The coding region runs from base 1 to 303 and encodes 100 amino acids. Gene Ontology annotation, biological process: nucleosome assembly.